AUGGGUUUAGACUGUGUCAAAAUAUAUGCAUAUCAUAAUGAUUGCGUAUUACAUUGGAAAGAGUAUGAAAACUUAAAAGAGUGCCUGAGGUGCGGGGAGUCACGCUACAAGAAUAAGGAUAAUGGUGUUGAAGAUGAUGAUGAUGUUACUAGAAAGAGUGUUUCUUCCAAAGUGAUGUGGUACCUAUCGAUAAUUCAAAGAUUCAAGAAACUGUUUGCUAAUUUAAUAACGCAAAAAGUACUAGAUGGCAUGCAGAUGACACACAUGUUAUUCGUCGUGAUCAUUGGAAGGGGAUAUAGGAAAACUAACAAGUAA
Lathyrus sativus (Indian pea) is the source of this 315-nucleotide messenger RNA. The record is from the annotation of a GenBank genome assembly. NCBI's taxonomy places the organism in Eukaryota, Viridiplantae, Streptophyta, Magnoliopsida, Fabales, Fabaceae.